AUGGUAAAAAUGAUUAGCUUAGCCUACCCACUAAUAUUAUCCUUGUCUAUUUUAUCUCAAGGUUUUCUUUUUUCAGUCUCAAAGUCAAUCAGAAAAUCAGAGAAUGAUGACAUGUUGCUAGAUACUAUCACGUUAAGAAAAGCUUUUAGGAGUGGGGAUUCUGUAGACAAAUCAGCGGGCAGCCCUAACGAGCAUUACAAAACUGCUGACAACAAUAUCAUCAACGAUGAAGAUGAAAGAAGCUUAAAGACUAUUGGUCCCCAACACAAUUUCUUCAGUCAUGAUGGCCUUUCGCUGAAUCCUGGAAUGAAGCAGAUGCCGUAUUUGGCACUUAAAAGUUCAUUAAAUCAUCCAGACACUGAAGAUCAAAUUAUUGAUCUAACGCAGGAAAGGAGAGAUCUUGGGGAAGAAGAAACUGCUGGAAAAAUUCCCGUAGGAAGAAGAGAUUUUGAUAUACUGGUGACUUCCUUCAAGGCAUUGUUAACCAGUGAGUGGUUAUAA
Bombina bombina (fire-bellied toad) is the source of this 501-nucleotide messenger RNA. It is a transcript of the gene PMCH, whose product is annotated as pro-melanin concentrating hormone. The record is from RefSeq and is a predicted model, not a curated record. NCBI's taxonomy places the organism in Eukaryota, Metazoa, Chordata, Amphibia, Anura, Bombinatoridae. The transcript has 3 exons. Gene Ontology annotation, biological process: behavior; chemical synaptic transmission. Bases 1 to 501 code for a protein of 166 amino acids. Gene Ontology annotation, molecular function: type 1 melanin-concentrating hormone receptor binding; melanin-concentrating hormone activity.